AUGUAUCAGUUCAUGAACUGCUGCUAUCCGAGCAAGCCCCAGCUGACCGCGGCCCCUGGCUUUGUGUUGCAGCUUCCCUCCUUUGCCCGCCGCUCGAACAUCCUCACGGGGCUGCAGGACCCUGCUGUGGACAACAGGCCAAAGCUGGACCUCGGCUCCUCCGGCAAGAGCCAGCAGCACCAGUAUGAACUCAACAGCAAGAAGCACCACCAGUACCAGCCCAAUGGCAAGGAGAGCAGCAUGAAGCACCAGUCCCACAGCAAAGGGAAGUAUUACUACCAGCUGAACAGCAAGAAGCAUCACCACUACCAGCCGGACCCCAAGAUGUAUGAGCCCCAUUACCAGCCCAGCAGCAAGGAGCCACAGAGCCAGGCCUGCUUGGACAGUAACAAAAGCCCCUUGGUCACCCACCCAGACAAGUGGGCACAUGGCCCAGCCAAAAACCUGCUGGGCCCAGUCAAGAAUCUUGCUACUGAGAGCAAGAAUGGGGCUGAGAAGAACCUGUCCAGUGGUACAGGGCCUCCCCCCAGGGACAGGGUGGCCAGCAACGGCCUCGGGGGCAAGAUGAAGAUUGUCAAGAACAAAAACAAGAACGGGCGCAUUGUGAUUGUCAUGAGCAAGUACAUGGAGAAUGGGAUGCAGGCUGUGAAGAUCAAGUCUGGGGAGGCGCCCCGGAAGCGGGCUGCAGAGGAGAGGACUCCUAAGAAGGGUGGGGAGGAAAAGCUGGAGACUUGGAGGAAGUCAGGGGAGGAGAGGGUGGUGGGCAGCAAUGCCCUGGGCGAAGCGGAGGGCGAAGGCCCCCCCACGGAGCUCGAGGAAAGUCCCCAAAAGACUCCCCUGACCAAGGAGCUGCCCCUUCCUCCAGUGGAGCAGACCCUGCAGCUCACCACCAAGCCGGACCUCGUGCCCUGGUCCCUGGUUGGUGCUGCAGAGUUGAUGGGAACUCCUGCAAUAUGUUUAGAGCCUGUGGUUCUCACUGGCCUGCGUGGGGACCCCAAAAUCUGA
This is a messenger RNA of Chaetura pelagica (chimney swift), 1005 nucleotides long. It is a transcript of the gene CBX4, whose product is annotated as chromobox homolog 4. NCBI's taxonomy places the organism in Eukaryota, Metazoa, Chordata, Aves, Apodiformes, Apodidae. Gene Ontology annotation, biological process: negative regulation of DNA-templated transcription. The record is from RefSeq and is a predicted model, not a curated record. The transcript is spliced from 3 exons. The coding region runs from base 1 to 1005 and encodes 334 amino acids.